Molecule: messenger RNA, 518 nt
Organism: Ipomoea nil (Japanese morning glory)
Lineage: Eukaryota; Viridiplantae; Streptophyta; Magnoliopsida; Solanales; Convolvulaceae
Product: disease resistance protein At4g27190-like
Exons: 3
Coding region: 153-518 (121 amino acids)
Source: RefSeq, a predicted model, not a curated record
GUGACUUGCUUCCUAACUUAGAGGAACUUCACUUUUUUGGGUUGACCGAAUUAGAAAGCAUUUCAGAUUGCAGCAAUUUUCUUGGACUGCGUUUCACCAAGCUUAGAUCCAUACUCGUUCAGGAGUGUUAUCAAUUGGAAAAUCUAUUCACAAUGGAUGGAACUCUUCACGAACUUGCAAAUCUGGAUUCAAUCAUGAUACACAAGUGUAGGAACUUGUCACAAGUGUUCAAAAACACAUCCACAAACAACUUUGUGCCAAUGUUGGAAUCCUUAGAAUUGUACGGACUUCCAGCACUAGAAGAAAUAUGCAAAACAGAUGAAUCAUGGAAAAGUCUAAAGGAGCUUAGAGUGAGGGAAUGCAGUAUGUUGCUGAAGUUGCCUCUUAGUGUCCAAAGUGCAGACAAUAUUCAGUCAAUAAGCGGAGAACAAAAUUGGUGGAAUAAACUGCAAUGGGAUGAUGAAAAUCUGAAGAUGCACUUACAACCACAUUUUAAACCACAUGAUUAUAGGGGAUGA